This is a messenger RNA of Amoebophrya sp. A25, 6593 nucleotides long. The record is from the annotation of a GenBank genome assembly. Lineage: Eukaryota; Dinophyceae; Syndiniales; Amoebophryaceae.
UGGGUGAAAAUGGAAAUCCUGGCGCUGCCGGGGGUGCGGAGGCGGGUGUUAGUCGUGUACUUGUACCAGCGACACCACCUGUAUCACUUAUGGAGCAAACGGGUAGUUGUGUCAUAACUGGAUGUACCAAUUCUGAAUAUUGGAAUCAAAGUAUCAUUAUAUUGAUCAACAUGAGUCUGGCAUGAUGUCGCAUCUCUAAUCCCACGGCCAUGUCCUUGUGGAACGCACUAUUAACCUGUAUUGUGAAGCAUAACGCGAAGGUCAUGCAAGUGUCGCAGGCGGAAGUCGUCUGCCGCCAGCUCGCGGAGGAGGAGAAAUAUAGCACUAGACUAGACGUUCUGAGUGGUUUCUCACUCUCCGAUCGCAAACGACGCAUCUUGUUAGUCGAAGGUUUGCAUCCUGACGUCCAUGAAAUGCUGUUUUUCGCUCGAAAACUCUUCAACCCUGCAGACAACGCAAAGCGCUUCCUUUUGAGGCGUGGGACGACUCGACAUCUGAAUAAGUUGAGGAUAAGGCGGGAGUCAGUAGCAGUAGCGCCAGAUGAGGACAUGGCGGCGUUGUUUAGGAGUCCUCAAAGUGGAGCCGGGAGUAGUCCCGGAGGCGGAGAUCAAAGUAGCGGGUUGACUAGUCCUAUGAGCAGUGGAUUCAGUCCACCGCAUGGGAUGAGUGCAUUAGCGCCGGAAGGUAGUUCUUACACAAUGAAUGCCAAUGUUCCUUCUUCGGAAUUAGGCGCAAGAGAUUGACGUAUUAUACAUUUACUACCUAGUUGUACAAGAUCACUCUAUGAUCUUCAUUAUAACUCAAGAACACUUUUUACUUGUACUAGAACCUCUCAUGGGCUGCACUUCUCCUCUCACCUCAGAUCGUCCGCAACUAGCAGAGAAAAAUCGUGGUGGCGUGCGGCAAUUGCUUGGGUUACUACGCGAAAGUCAGCGCUCGAGUGAUUCGCCUCCCGCGCGGAUCUUUUUCCAUGAUAACUUGCGCUAUUUCCGGAGACAAUAUGCGGAUUUUGAUCUGUUUCCGAAGCCCAUCUCUCUGCGUGUGUCAGUGGAGGAAGCCUUGUUGAGACCUAGUCUCUACGAGUGCAAAACUAAGGCGGAUUGCAGCGCAGUGGUAACACUGGAGAAGAUUCUCAGUAUUAAGGCUUCACCUAAUCCAUCUUCCGGUUCCGAAUCCGAGGCAUAUUGGGUAAGCUUCUCAAGGGGAAAAGAGUUCCAGGAUGUACUUAUCUCAAGAUGAAUUAUACGGCGAGCUCUAAUCUUGUAGACCGUUUGAAGCAUGGAGCUCAUUUGCUGAAGGCUAUGAACCUCUUUCCGAAUGCGGUGGAUUUGGUAAGGUUGGAGGCUCUCUACGGUGAUGGUAGUGUGUCUAAAGGGUAUGUGCCACCGACGGACGCUGGUGUACAGAAGAAGAAGGGAGCGACGGAGACAGAGAACACUAGUGCUGCUGUAGUUGGUGAGAGGAAAGUGGCGAUUGGUCUUCCUGGUAGUGUUGGUGAAGUACUACAGGUUGUUCGAUUUGAAGAUGGCACUAAGGGCGGCGGAAAGGGUGCGGGAAGUAGGCGGCCGAGGAGUGCUGGCAGUGAAAAUGGGUCUCCUCAUCUUUAUGAAAGGAGAACUGUAUUCAGAAGUGUUUGAUGUAGUCUCAGCAAGACAAGCAUUCCCUUCUGCAGUUUAUAAUUCCAGAAAAAAGAAGACAUAUGUUGUAUCUACCUAGUAUUCCUCACCGUGCGCUCAGCACAUGACAAGUACUAGCAAAUCCCCUUUUUCAUGUCCUCCAGGGUAAGAAGCCCACCAGUGCAGAACGCAAGCGUCGAGAUGGCUCGCCUCGCCUCCAGCAACAAAGCCACACGUGGAAUUUAACAUUUUUGAAGACGUUGGCGAAGCGCAAGGAUCGUCAAGAAUUCGUCAGGAAGAUUAUGGCUUUCUGGCUUAGUUUAUCUUAUUGUUUUUUGACCUUGAUUUGACUCUAAAAUUGAUGCAUUCUAAAGUUUCUUAGAUCCAAAAUGUGAAACCUUUGACAUGUCUGAUGUUGAGAAGGCCUUAGCCAGCAUGUUUCUGCUAUCCAAAAUGAUACCAUAUGCCAGCUCUGGCAACUAAGGUGCAUAAUUUGACGAUUUGGCUUCGAAUGAAGUAAGUUUGAUUUGGAAAUGAAAAGCUGAACGUCAGGAAAUGAAUUUGAAUUAAAAUCGAUAAAACUGAAAUUUCUUGGAUAUCCCUUUGAUCUGAAGUUUUGGGAUUUGAAAAUUUGAAGAAGACAGUAAGGUGAAAGUAUCAUAGUACCAUUUAAGUAGAUGUAAGGCAUCUAAAUGUACGCCAAGGCUUUAUUCACAAGCAAAAACAACACAAGGGAACAACAAAGGACGAAGCUUGUCCGUCUACAGAACAACAUCUCCUCUCUCUAAAAACCAGAGUCCGAAAAAAGCCGAGAGCUUCUUGAAUCAGAUUGCUGCAUCGCUUUUGCAGGGGAGUUCACAAGGGGAUUCGAAUGUACAACUCACAUCGACGUCUACAGCGAAUACCUCUGCCACAGCUGCGAUGAAGAAAAUGUCCACAGUUGUACCCGACGCAGAACAAGAUGGUAGAAAUAGUCCCAAAAAUGGUCUUUCAAGAGGAGCUUCGACUAUGGGGAACAAGAAUGGUGUUUCUAGAGGAGCAACGGGAGAUCUGGCAGCGAAAGACAUGACGGACGGAGGUGGCGGAAAGUCCUUCGCUAGGACAGGAGUGACGAAUUUUGCAGCUAAAUUGUGGAGCAAAGCUAAGAGCGGAACCGCUAUGCUUAGUGGGCGAAACGAAAGGACUCCUUUAGCUUUGAACGCUACUGAUAAAGAAAACCUACUUAAUAAAUCAGCGAGUUUCGCUCCUGUGUCUUCUGCUUUAGCGGAGAAAAUGAAGAAGAUGGCGCAAAUGAAGCGUGCGGCUAGUGGUUUAGCAGUAGAGACGAAUAUGGUGGACGUGGUUUCCAAAAGGAAUAGUCCUUUAGCAUCCGCGAAGAAAAGUAGUCCGACCUCACCGCAGCAGAGCCCAAGAGGGGCUGCUCAGGUACUUGAAUGCUAGUAGAGGUGUGUUUUAUAACUACAGUUUUUCACGAGGAAUAAUUUUGUAAUUCGAAAAAAAAAAAAUGAUCUCUCAGAUCCAACUGAUGAACCAGCGCCGCGACAUUGCCGCACCACGGCAAACUACGCCAGAAACCGAGCCAGCCACCGACGGCCUUGGGGGUAACUUGGCAUCUGCCCUUGGCCAAUUAGUUGGGGGACCUUCAUCUCCCACUGGCAGGGACAAGAAGAAACGUGGAAGUGUGUUAGCGUCGCCUUUUGGUGCGGAUGAGCCAAUGGGCUUGGGGAGAAGUGGAAAUAUGGCAUGGCUUUGGUCCGCAGAAGUCGUUACUAUAAUAUAUGUACAUGCCCAGAAAGCGGGCCCAUCAAGGGCCCGCUGCGCCGGGCAUAGGUUAACAACUAGACAGAUUGACUACUAAGAGACAGAAAGACAAACGAAAAAAGUCGCCAAGUCUGCUCGCCAAGGCUGGGAAGCUGGCUCCCACUGUGUCAAAGAAGGGAAGGCUGGGGAGGUGACAUCCUCAACGGCUUCGACUUUCAUACGCAGAGAUGUAUAUCUGUGGCCUUCUCAUGGAUAUGAUGACGCUCACCAGGGUCCACCCUUCAGACAUGCAAGUCGUCACGGCUAUCAUUCUCACACGCAUCGACAUCCUCAAAGGCUUCGCCUUUCACGCGCAGAGAUGUAUAUCUUUGCCCUUCUCGUGGAUAUGAUGACGCUCACCAGGGCCCACCCUUCAGACAUGCAAGUCCUCACGGCUAUCAUUCUCACAGGCAUCGACAUCUUCAACGGCUUCAACUUUCACACACAGAGACGUAUAUCUUUGGCCUUCUCAUGGAUAUGAUGAUGCUCACCAGGGUCCACCCUUCAGACACGCAAGUCCCCACGGCUAUCAUUCUCACAGACAUCGACAUCCUCAACGGCUUCGACUUUCACAAACAGCGAUGUAUAUCUUUGGCCUUCUCAUGGAUAUGAUGACGGUCGCAAGGGUCCACCCUUCAGACAUGCGCGGCCUCAUGGCUAUCAUUCUCACACACAUCGACAUCAUCAACGGCUUCGACUUUCACGCGCAGUUAUGUAUAUCUGUGGCCUUCUCAUGAGUAUGAUGAUGCUCACCAGGGUCCACCCUUCAGCGAUGCAAGUGCUUCCGGCUAUCAUUCACACAAGCAUCGACAUCCUCCACGGCUUCGAUUUUCAAGCACAGAACUGGAUAUCUUUGGCCUUCUCGUGGGUCAAUGUGAUGACGCUCGCCAGCCUCUGCCCUUUCAAGUGCUCGCCCUCUCCCUUACAAUUCUCCUACUUUUGUGCUAAUAAAAAUGCACACACGGGCUAACCAUCUCCAAGGGAUGCCGCGCGCUCUUGUGGUCGGUUGUUGUGUGCGGAAGGUAGUCGCGGAAGGGGAGCGAGCUAACUUUUUCCCAAAAACUUCAGGGGGGUCGUUUCGUUUUCUCUGUAUUUGAAUGGCCUCCCUGAAGUUUUUGAAAAAAAAUAAAGGCGCUGGGCGAUAUUUAACAAGGGGAGCGGUUGGAAGUUCUUUGGGGCGAUUCGCUGGGGCGGGGUGGGCGCGUGGUGUCCUGCUGCAGAUUGAUGCGGCUGGUGUACGUGAGUAGCCUACAAACUAGCAGCCGCGAACACGUUAACACGUGGCGUUCGCGGUGCUUUUGAACUCGUAGCACUAGCAACGCAAGUGCUUUAGAGAGCCUUUUGAGCCCUUCAGAAUCCCUUAAGGAGGGCGCUAAUAUUAGCCAAGGGCUAUAACAGCUUUUCCUUAAGGGCCCUCCUUAAGGGAAAUCUUUCCUCUUAAGGAAAGUUAUAGUAACUUUUCGUAAUAGAAAUCCCUUAAGGAAAACCGUUUUCCUUAAGGAAGCCACUUAAAGGAGUCCCUUAAGGAUUUCACAAGCCAUCGCUAACCCUAUAAAUACUAAUAUCCUAGCUUUCUCUAACCCUCGUCCUCGAUCUGGGAUGGCUCCAUUGUCCGCCUCCGACCUCUCCUUCGACGAAACCGAUGCAGUCGUUUCGAUGCAGGCAAGACGGAAGACUAGAAUCACAGCCGCCGAUUUUGGUCGUCUCUUAGCAUCCUCAUCAAAGAAGAAGAGGGAUAGUGGAGGUAAUGAGAAUAUUAAGGCUCCCGCUGAAGCAUCCUUUUCAGCAUCCUUUUCAUCAUCCAAGGGGAAACUGGGGGAGGGGAUGCAGUCAGGGAUGCGAGCGCGGCAGGUCUAAGGGUUUAGGGUUCGGAGGCGGAGGCGGACUGGGAGGACAGCGGGAGGAUAUUGGUAGCAUUCAAGGAUCUCACAAGCCGGGGUCGCUUGGUAGCAGUCACGCUAGCGACAUUGUAGGGGCGGCACAGCUUCUCUCCUUUGGUAAACCUGCUAAAGGACCGCAGAUACAGUUUAAGCAAUUCUCGAUUUUAUGACCACGAUAUGAUUUGUAUAUUGGUAAGUACUUCGGAUGAUAUUUGAUUGGAGGUAUUGAUGAUGAGUAUCAAGCCUAUAGCCACCUACUUGUUUCUUGCAGGAACCACGCACCCUCCUCCGCCUCUGUCCUCCUACAACUUGCUUUCAUUACUUGAAAACGUACGGAAGCAGCCUCGUACGCCUCGGAAUAACGCUCCGAUGAAGGAACAUUACAAGCGGAUGCCGGUUCUGCUUCAUACGACGCCGAAAGCAAGGCAGGUUGCUAAACAACUGAAGUCUCUUUUCAAAGACAGAUAGCCGGUUGACAUGUUGAGUAUGGUAACUGUAUUAUGAUUCGAGUAGGUGCCGGCGGAGCUCGACGUGCAGGAUCCACAACCUAACCCAACCCAUUCAUACCAACAUGAAGUUACCACGAUCAUAAAGGUUUUCGAGAGAACGCCUCUAUAGCCGAUAUCAAUAGGAAAAAUGUUCAUGACAGUGUGUUGCAUAUUAAUGACAACGUUUUUUUAUAUCGUUGAGGUACUUGAUUUACGAUGCAUAAUAAUCAGAAUCAACACUCAAUGGCACUAGUAGGCCUGCAUGUAUAAGUGCAAGCAGAUCAUCAUGCGCUUGGUUUCAGAAGUCAAUCUGCAUAGCGUUGAGUUAGUAAAAAGUUGAAGCAAGAAGUGUCUAUCGUUGUACAGCUGAAGUUUGCAAAGCAGUUGCAGUCCUCUUCCGUAAAAGUAAAUGAUUCAACGUAAUAGUUUGCAUAGUAGGUGCAGUGUUAAUUUCUAUGAACAGAUUCCUAGCGUGUUGUUACACCUACUUAUGAAUGUUUCUACAAAGGUGGGCUGAGAAAGCAUGGGAGAUACAUCAGACACACGCUAGACCGUGACAGGAGGGCUUCAACAUAUUUAAUCGAAGGUUUCAUGAAUAGAAGGGCCUCAAACGACGCCGAUCGAUCUGGUGACAUGUUGCUAGAAGGACCUCAAACGACGCCGGUGAGUCUGCUGACAUGUUGCCAUUUGGAGUGCGGUAGAGGAAUAUCGAUGGUUGAUCAUUUUCUUGAAUUAGGUCAGUGGACACUGAGAGGUCGUGGAUUAGGUGCAAAACUAGAUUGUGGCUUCUUCAUCAUUCUGAUUCUGUG